Messenger RNA from Melitaea cinxia (Glanville fritillary), 2450 nucleotides. RefSeq lists its product as uncharacterized. The coding region runs from base 183 to 2450 and encodes 755 amino acids. NCBI's taxonomy places the organism in Eukaryota, Metazoa, Arthropoda, Insecta, Lepidoptera, Nymphalidae. The record is from RefSeq and is a predicted model, not a curated record. The transcript has 11 exons.
AAUAUCGGUUAAAUAUACAUAUACAUAAUAAUAAAAAGUUGUUUUUUUUUUUAAAGAUAUAAAUUUGUUAUUCAUGCGAGGGUACAUGGAAUAGCACUAAAUAUGUUAUGAGGAUGUCAUAUUUUUAUAUUCACCAUUAUUUUUAAGUGCACGUGCUAAACUUUAUAACAUUUUCGCCCAACAUGGAAAAUGAAGAGAAACACUGUCUUAAAUUUCUUGAAGAUCGACCAUAUCGAUAUUUACAACAAAUGGCGAAAUCUCUCGGACUACCAUCAAAUUUCAAGAAAGUGUAUUUAAUAGAAUUAAUACACGCAAAGAAGUUCAAAAGCGAAAGAGAUGUCAACACUAUCAUACACAGAGUAAAACUUGAGCGUUUGAGAUUAUCUAAAGUUAGAAGAGAAACUAAGAAGAGAAAAAUGCAGUUAUUAGAGGUGUCAAUGAACAAAUCCUGUUCACCACCAAUAACAUUCACACCUAAACGUCCAAACACAUGCAUAAGAUAUAGUCCAGAACUAACCAAAAAUCUCAUCACAUAUAACCCUAAAAAGAGUCUAAUACAAAACGAUCAAAAUCCUACACCUAACGCAAGCCGCAGUGACAGAAUACUGAGAAGUUUCAAUAUGAAAACUUUAAAACCCAAUUAUGCCUUAUUAAAUGGUCAAGAUAUUGUUAAAUCUCAUUUGAAUCCGAUGGAGGCAAGAGUUAAAAUUAUAAGGAAUAGCAAUGGAUAUCCUCACAUUAAUGUCACCGCUAAAUGUAUAGUGAAAAAGCAUAGACCGACCCUAUUAUCUAAUUCAAAAUCAGCAUUGAAAACACACUUAAUGCUGACACAAAGUGCUGAUCUUCCACAUAACUCAACACCAAAACGACAAAGAACAAUAAGCGGUAUAUACCCAUUAUCCCCUUCGGAGACAAUACCGAGAAACAUAACCACAGAAAGCUUAUGUCUUAGAAAAAUAGAUGGUACCCUAACAAGAAUCAAUGCAUUAGUACAGAAACGUGUGGAAAUAAUGCCAAAACAGAAAAAUAACUACAAAAAUGCAGAAAUCAACAUUCAAGACAUAAUAAACGGUUUUGAUAUGAACUCAAAUGAACAUGAUAGUACGAAUAAUUACUUACAAUCACAGUAUCCAAACUUAUCUAGUAUAGAUUCAUACAAUGACUUGUCCUAUCCUAUUGAAAGGAAUACUAAGGAUAAUUUAAACGUUUAUUCUGUGUAUUAUCAUAAAAAAAUCAGAUCUGAAGAAAUUAGGUGCCAGAGAUUAAGAGAUACGCAAGAGGAUGAGAGGUUGCCAAAAAUAAAUGACGUUUUUAGUAAAUUCAACGACUUGUACAAGAGAGAUUUAACAAAACCUCUUUAUGUUCAAGUUAGUUCGGAGUCUGAGAGAAGCCAAAAUCAUCCAAUAUACACAAAUCGGUCAGCAAAUACAAUGCUAUUGGAACCCCUAUAUAAUUUCAAAAGUCCAUUAUUGACUAACACACCGUUAUUACAAAUAGCAACAACAUCAAACACUAAGUGUGUUUAUAGUGUUCCGAUUAUUGCUACAGCUAUCCUACUAAAUACUCUACUGUCCCUUGGAGCUGUGAAAAAUCAAACUUCUGAGCCAAUGCAACAAAAAGAUACAGCCGUUUAUUCUGCAAAUUCUGGACACUCGCAAGGGAAUCAAAACCUACAUGCGUUCGAGGUGGAUAAUCAUCGUAACGACCAAAAUAUGGAUCCAAGGUUAUAUGAAUUCUUGAACUACUCCGAGCAGAAUUCGAUGAGAAAGAAUUACUCACAAUAUGGGGAUUUCAGUUCAUCGUCCCUCGAAACACAGGACAUGAGUGCUACGCUAUCUAUCCCGGAAAUGGUUGAGGAUGCCCUAGAGAUCAUCAGUCAAGAUGGGGAUUACAUGGAACAAAUAACGAUGGAUGCGAACAUGCAGUGCUUACUCUGUUCUUGGGCUGGACCUAAGACCACACUGGAAUAUCACAUCAAAAAGGAUCACUGGCAACAAAUCCUCAAGCAGCAUGGUAGUGAGUGGGCAAUACCUUGGACGUUGCCCAGCUCUGGGACCGAAAGUGGGUAUGAGGGCCCACAGCUAUUAGAGCAUGACUCAUGCCUCUAUGUACUCUCCGUUAAGUAUGAGGAUCCGGACUUCUUGACCGCUAGUGUGACUUCACUGUCUACAGAACCCGCACAAAAGUUUGGUUCAAUAACAAUAUAUAACAAGUUAUCAGGCGAACCUUUCUCAUGGAGCGGUCACAUACAACCUCUGUCUCCAGACUAUUUUACUAGUGAGAUAAGUGGACUCAGAGUGGAACUUUCGAGACUAGACUUAUUACCUAAUAGUGCUAACCUUAGGCUAGUUAAUAGGGAGCUGGUUACUGACUCUCCGGGCAAGGUUAUCAUCGGACAACCUAUGUUGAACGAUAUACAUUUGAUAUUGUUUGUUAAAAUAUAUUACUAA